Messenger RNA from Tupaia belangeri chinensis (Chinese tree shrew), 3644 nucleotides. It is a transcript of the gene SLC6A17, whose product is annotated as solute carrier family 6 member 17. Bases 86 to 2269 code for a protein of 727 amino acids. Gene Ontology annotation, biological process: alanine transport; proline transport; glycine transport. The transcript has 11 exons. The record is from RefSeq and is a predicted model, not a curated record. Gene Ontology annotation, cellular component: plasma membrane; synaptic vesicle. NCBI's taxonomy places the organism in Eukaryota, Metazoa, Chordata, Mammalia, Scandentia, Tupaiidae.
CCCUGGAUGAGAAGGAGCUGACAGCAGCUGAGUCCCACCUUCUCUGUGUGCUGGGAAGCAGGGCUGCACGGCCCAGGUGGCAUCAAUGCCGAAGAACAGCAAGGUGACCCAGCGUGAGCAUAGCAGUGAGCAUGUCACUGAGUCGGUGGCCGACCUGCUGGCCCUGGAGGAGCCCGUGGACUACAAGCAGAGUGUACUGAAUGUGGCUGGUGAGGCAGGUGGCAAGCAGAAAGCGGUGGAAGAGGAGCUGGAUGCAGAGGACCGGCCGGCCUGGAACAGCAAGCUGCAGUACAUCCUGGCUCAGAUCGGCUUCUCCUUGGGCCUCGGCAACAUCUGGAGGUUCCCCUACCUGUGCCAGAAGAAUGGAGGCGGUGCUUACCUGGUGCCCUACCUGGUGCUGCUGAUCAUUAUCGGGAUCCCACUCUUCUUCCUGGAGCUGGCCGUGGGCCAGAGGAUCCGCCGUGGCAGCAUCGGUGUGUGGCACUACGUGUGCCCCCGUCUGGGGGGCAUCGGCUUCUCCAGCUGCAUAGUCUGCCUCUUUGUUGGGCUGUAUUAUAACGUGAUCAUUGGGUGGAGCAUCUUUUACUUCUUCAAGUCCUUCCAGUACCCACUGCCCUGGAGCGAAUGCCCUGUCAUCAGAAAUGGAACUGUAGCAGUGGUGGAGGCAGAGUGUGAAAAGAGCUCAGCCACGACCUACUUCUGGUACCGAGAGGCCCUGGAUAUCUCCAACUCCAUCUCGGAGAGUGGGGGCCUCAACUGGAAGAUGACCCUAUGCCUUCUCGUGGCCUGGAGCAUCGUGGGUAUGGCUGUUGUCAAAGGCAUUCAGUCUUCGGGGAAGGUGAUGUAUUUCAGCUCCCUCUUCCCCUACGUGGUGCUGGCCUGCUUCCUGGUCCGAGGGCUGCUGCUACGAGGGGCUGUCGAUGGCAUCUUGCACAUGUUCACCCCCAAGUUGGACAAGAUGCUUGACCCCCAGGUGUGGCGGGAGGCGGCCACACAGGUCUUCUUCGCCCUGGGCCUGGGCUUUGGUGGUGUCAUCGCCUUCUCCAGCUACAACAAGCAGGACAACAACUGCCACUUUGACGCCGCCCUCGUGUCUUUCAUCAACUUCUUUACCUCGGUGUUGGCCACCCUCGUGGUGUUCGCUGUGCUGGGCUUCAAGGCCAACAUCAUGAAUGAGAAGUGUGUGGUUGAGAAUGCUGAGAAAAUCCUAGGGUACCUCAACACUAAUGUCUUGAGCCGGGACCUCAUCCCACCCCAUGUCAACUUCUCUCACCUGACCACCAAGGACUACGCGGAGAUGUACAGUGUCAUCAUGACUGUGAAGGAGGACCGCUUCUCUGCCCUGGGCCUCGACCCCUGCCUCCUGGAGGAUGAGCUGGACAAGUCUGUGCAGGGCACCGGCCUGGCCUUCAUCGCCUUCACCGAGGCCAUGACGCACUUCCCGGCCUCCCCGUUCUGGUCCGUCAUGUUCUUCCUGAUGCUCAUCAACCUGGGACUGGGCAGCAUGAUCGGCACCAUGGCGGGCAUCACCACGCCCAUCAUCGACACCUUCAAGGUGCCCAAGGAGAUGUUCACAGUGGGCUGCUGUGUCUUUGCAUUCUUCGUGGGGCUGUUGUUCGUCCAGCGCUCCGGAAACUACUUUGUCACCAUGUUUGAUGACUACUCGGCCACCCUGCCACUCACUGUCAUCGUCAUUCUUGAGAACAUCGCUGUGGCCUGGAUCUAUGGAACCAAGAAGUUCAUGCAGGAGCUGACGGAGAUGCUGGGCUUCCGACCCUAUCGCUUCUAUUUCUACAUGUGGAAGUUUGUGUCUCCGCUGUGCAUGGCUGUGCUCACCACGGCCAGCAUCAUCCAGCUGGGGGUCACGCCCCCGGGGUACAGUGCCUGGAUCAAGGAGGAGGCUGCCGAGCGCUACCUGUAUUUCCCCAACUGGGCCAUGGCGCUCCUGAUCACCCUGAUCGUCGUGGCCACGCUGCCCAUCCCCGUGGUGUUCGUCCUGCGGCACUUCCACCUGCUGUCGGAUGGCUCCAACACCCUGUCCGUGUCCUACAAGAAGGGCCGCAUGAUGAAGGACAUCUCCAACCUGGAGGAGAACGACGAGACACGCUUCAUCCUCAGCAAGGUGCCCAGCGAGGCGCCCUCUCCGAUGCCCACUCACCGCUCCUAUCUGGGGCCCGGCAGCACAUCACCCCUGGAGACCAGCAACAACCCCAAUGGACGUUACGGGAGUGGUUACCUCCUGGCCAGCACCCCCGAGUCAGAGCUGUGACCAUUGUCCCACCCUGCCUGCCUCUCCCUUCGUGCCCAACCUGCCUAUUUGUCUGGGCCUGGUUCUUCCUCCACGGUGGCUGUCGGGGCCAGGCCAGACCCUCUGCCCAAGGAGAGAGGAUCUGCCCUCCUCUUCUCCACCUCAGUCCCAGCAGCCUGCUUCCUGGCUCUGGGCAGGGGGGCUGGGAGCAGCUCUCCCUAAUCCAGGCCCCGGUCCAGCUCACCCUUGAAGAGCCUCUCACCAAAUUGCAGCCAUAUAACCAGAACAAUCUAGAAGCCCUGAUCCCAGUACAAGGGAGACUCCAAGUGGUCACUUUAGGAGUCACUCUGCCCUCUCUCUGUCCCUGGAACCUGCCACUUGUAGCUGUUAGGUCUUGGAGAUCCCCCCGUGCCACCAGGUGGUGGUGGCAGGCGGCCGUGAGGCCAUGGCGGGGUUGGCAGGGAGGUGGGCUUCGUCUCAGUCUGCCUCCGGGGCAGGACUCAUCUUCCUGCCACCCCAGACUAGGCAAGGGGCAUCCUGGUUGAAGGCUGGGGAUGGGGGCAAGUGUGCUAGGACUCAAUUCAGACUCAGGAAGGUGUUCGCAGAAGUCCCCAUAUCCAGUUUUGUGAGGUAGGUGGGACCUUGGCAGCAGGAGUGGAGGGGCUCUUCUACGCCCAGUUCUAGAUGGAAUAUUCCGAUGUCCUAGCCCCUGCCUGGGUGGGUGGGGUGCGUUCCUGCAUCCUGCCUGUAAGGACAGCCUCUGGGCCCUGAACCCCUUCCCACCUGUUAGGGCCUAGCCACCUCCCUGGUCAUGCCACUAGGCCUGGAGUCCAGGGUGGUGGCUUCUGCCUCUGCCCUAGAGACGAGGGGAUAGUGUAAGGGGAGGUUUCCAGAGCACAGCUUGGUGGUUUCCAGCACAAGUAGAUGGUUUGGAGCACAAUCGUGAAGCACACUCCCCUUCCCCUCACCUGGGCCUGAUUUUUUCUCUGCGGCAGCUUCUCCCCUGGAACGGGGCCCCUGGGGUUCAGGGGCUCAUCUCCAGGAAGCCUCGCUCCCGGGGAAAGACAGAUAAUUUCACUGCCCCUUUGGGCCACCAAUCACUCUGUUGCACAAGCACGGCCAUCUAGUGGCCUGUCCAGUGCAGACACCUUGGCAAUGUCCCUGCCUCCUCACCCGCGGCAGGCAGCCCCACAGGCAGGGAGCACCCCGGACCUUGGAGGGUGCCCCAAGGCCUAGCACCUGCACCCCCACACCCUUAUCGUCAGGGCCUCCCCUGGAGAAGGGGCUGCUCUGGCAGUGCGGCCUGGGAGGGUGAGACCCUGACCUGAGAGUAAAUGGAUGGAUGGAUGGGUGGAUGGAUGGGUGGAUGGAUGGGUGGAAGGAUGUGUGGAUGGAU